UUUUCUGUUUAUCUUUCCUGCCUCUCUGCAAAGACUUCUUGUGUGAUUUUUUUCUUUCGAAUUUUGUUUGCACUGUAAAUCUUCAUCGUUCCUCUAUUGAGAAAGUUUUGAUUUACUUUUGUCAUCUUCCCUCUUUUCCUUGAAGGUUGUUGUUUGUCAUCAACAGGAAAACCACCUAAAUUCACCUACAACUUUGCCACACAGCACUGUAAAUCACCCCUGUUACCUGGCAAGCCUGGCUGGUCUGGUCCUAAUCGUCUUACCAACCGUUUGUACCGAAUCCACUUUCGCUCACGCGCCCUCACGUCACCACCUUACUCAACCCUGAGCCCAUUCAUCGCCGCCCUCCGGCCCAAACAACCCCACCCUCCCCGAAAGGCUGCUACGGAACACGCUUCCAUGUCAUAUUCCUGAAACCAAGAAAUAUAACAAAAAACCACCAUCCCCGACAUACAUCUCUCUUUCCCUCCCUCCCAUCUUCUGCGCUCGUCAGCCUUCCCGACGAGCCGCCCCCACCGUACUUCACCAUUCCUCCAACAACUAGAAAGCGGAAGGCUGCCGAGCCGUCGACCUCGUCCGCCCCGAACAAGAGGAUCUCAGCUGCAGCAUCAGUGACUCGGCCACCAGCACCCCCGACCCCAAACACGAUGGACUCUGAAGACGAGUUCAUGUCGGCCAUUUCCAGCGGUGAUGAAGACGUCAUGAGUGACAAUGAAGACAUGUCGGGGGCAGAAGAUUUCGACUCCGAACUCGAUGCAGACCUCGACGUUGACCUCGCCAAAGAUCCCCCGAAGCGAAAAGCCGCACACGACAUCACAUUCAGCGUCUACAAUCCUGACGACCUGAGGAAACAGCAGGAUGACUUAAUCGACGAGGUUAACAUGAUUUUGGAGAUGCGGAAGGAGGAUGCAGCCAUCCUGUUGAGGCACUUUGGGUGGAACAGGGAGAGGCUAAUCGAGGAGUACAUGGACAACCGAAAGAAAGUCUUGGAAGUCGCCGGCCUGGGGCCUAAUGUUGGAGGUGGUCCGCAACUACAAGUCAUCCCUGGUUUCUGCUGCGAGAUUUGCUGCGAGGACGAAGAGGGGCUACAAUCAUUCGCCAUGAAAUGCGGCCAUCGAUACUGCGUGGACUGCUACCGCCAAUAUCUGACCCAAAAGAUUAGGGAAGAGGGGGAAGCGGCGCGUAUCCAGUGCCCCAGUGAAGGCUGCCACCGCAUUAUCGACGCCAAAUCGCUCGACCUUCUGGUCACGCCAGAACUCAAAGAGCGGUACCACGUUUUGCUACAGCGGACAUAUGUCGAGGACAAGGAUACACUUAAAUGGUGUCCCGGGCCCGACUGCCAAAACGCUAUCGAUUGCUCUAUCAAAAAGAAGGAUCUCCACCGUGUCGUUCCGACGGUUACUUGCAACUGCAAGAUGCGCUUCUGCUUCGGAUGCACCCUCAACGACCACCAGCCGGCGCCAUGCGAGUUGGUCAAGAUGUGGCUGAAGAAAUGCGCCGAUGACUCGGAGACGGCCAAUUGGAUCAGUGCAAACACCAAGGAGUGCCCCAAGUGCAACUCCACCAUAGAGAAGAACGGCGGCUGCAACCACAUGACGUGCAGGAAAUGUAGGCACGAAUUCUGCUGGAUGUGCAUGGGCAUCUGGUCUGAGCACGGCACGAGCUGGUACAACUGCAACCGUUUCGAGGAGAAAAGUGGAACGGAUGCCAGGGACGCCCAGGCCAAGUCGAGGCUGUCCCUUGAGCGUUACCUUCACUACUACAAUCGAUACGCAAACCACGAACAGUCUGCGCGGCUCGACAAGGAUAUCUACCACAAGACGGAAAAGAAGAUGACCAUGUUGCAGACGGCCUCGGGCAUGUCUUGGAUCGAGGUUCAGUACCUUGAGGCUGCGUCACAGGCACUGCAAACGUGCCGUCAGACUCUUAAGUGGACUUAUGCCUUUGCAUUUUACCUGUCACGCAAUCAUCUUACGACAAUUUUUGAGGACAAUCAGAAGGACCUUGAAAUGGCGGUCGAAGCUUUGUCGGAGAUGUUCGAAAAGCCCGUAGCGGAAUUGGCCGAUUCCAAGCAAAAGGUCGAGAUAAUGGACAAGACCGCUUACUGCAACCGACGCCGCGUUAUCCUUCUCGAGGAUACAGCCGAGAACCUAGCAAAUGGCCAAUGGACCUUUAAUGUAGACAUUGGGUCAUCUGCCAGUGCUGGCCGGCGCUAGCUGCAUCUGGUUGCGAUAUGAAUGAAGUGGUUCGAGAGUUCGGACUGCUUAGCAUCAUUGACCACCGAGGAUUCGAACCACCUGUUACAUCGAAGCUCUUCCAUGUUGAUUACAAGCUUAUAUUCAUUCUACGAUAAAUCGCAGUUGGACAUAACUUGGCGGCUUUCAUACCACGGUGAAAGAGUAGUUGAGGACGCAGAGUAUAGAAGCACCGGUCUUGGUGAAGGUCAGAGCGGGAUGCAUUGUCUUUUUUGAAAUUGCGGUAACUUUCCACUCAUCUUUUAUAGUUCUACUUUUGCUGCUUGGAGUUUGGUGGGGUUCAUGGUACAGAUCUUCCAUUUUGAUCUUGGUUUUUCCAUCCUUUUUCUUUUCACUCUAUCAUGGUAUAUUCUGCAGUGCUCUCGUCUCGCUGCCCACCACCUAGAUAUCUACUGCAUCUGUCACUGGACUUGCAGAGGAACGGGGAUGAGGAAUCAGUGAGGACGUCAUUGUCGCUUUUGCACGCUGUUCAUUUUACUUUUUGAGCGUUCACGCAUUUUCUAUACACGGUGGUGUUCAAUCGUGUUUCGCAGCAAGAGACAUUAAAAACCGGCACGUCCAAUGCACAGUGGCUUAUGCAUAAGGAGAAGCGAGUCUGUCUGUCUGCCUUCGUUCUGAAUGUGAACAUUCAAAGUCCGACGUCGGGAAGUCGGGGAAUACAAGCCCCACACAUGGACUUGUGGGGCACCGUUGACGACAUUUCGUCGGAACGCAUGUUUGGCUGAUGCUGCUGCUGCUGAUGCUGCUAAUGCUGCUGCUGCGGCAUGCGUCAAAAGUUCAAAUUAGUCCUCAGGCGAUCAAUUGUAGUGACCAAAGGAAUGAUUUAAGAAUUACUCAACGAGGAUAGACACCUAUUUAUUCCUUUAGAGGCUGCCGUGGAAAUUUACUACUUAUAUUCCGAAGCACAGC
This is a messenger RNA of Pyricularia oryzae 70-15, 3164 nucleotides long. RefSeq names its product ariadne-1. NCBI's taxonomy places the organism in Eukaryota, Fungi, Ascomycota, Sordariomycetes, Magnaporthales, Pyriculariaceae. Gene Ontology annotation, biological process: ubiquitin-dependent protein catabolic process; positive regulation of proteasomal ubiquitin-dependent protein catabolic process; protein polyubiquitination. Gene Ontology annotation, cellular component: cytoplasm; ubiquitin ligase complex. The transcript is spliced from 3 exons. Bases 648 to 2216 code for a protein of 522 amino acids. The record is from RefSeq and is a predicted model, not a curated record. Gene Ontology annotation, molecular function: ubiquitin conjugating enzyme binding; zinc ion binding; ubiquitin protein ligase activity.